UUUUUUUUUUCUUCUUUUUCUCUUCCCAUCUUGUUUUUAAAAAGAGAAUCAUAAAAAGCAAUCAUGUCUUCUGCUGCCCUGAAAAUGAUCAAUCCCAACUCGGAUGUUGCCCGUCGUGGUCAAGCACUUCAACUGAACAUUACAGCUGCGAUCGGUUUACAAGAAGUACUUAAAUCCAACUUAGGUCCUCGAGGUACUAUUAAAAUGUUGGUGGAUGGUGCUGGUGCUAUCAAGCUUACCAAGGACGGUAAAGUCUUGUUGAGUGAAAUGCAAAUUCAACACCCUACAGCCGCCAUGAUUGCAAAGGCUGCUACUGCACAAGAUGAAAUCACAGGUGAUGGCACUACUUCCAUUGUGUUGUAUGUUGGUGAACUCUUGAAACAAGCUGAACGUUACAUUUCUGAAGGUCUUCAUCCUCGUGUCAUUACAGAAGGUUAUGAUUUAGCAAAGAAAGAAGCUUUAAACUUUUUGGAAUCAUUCAAGACACCUCAAGCUGAGAUUGACCGUGAAUUGCUUGUGUCUGUUGCCCGUACUUCGCUUCGUACCAAGGUGCACCGUGCCUUGGCUGAUACGUUGACAGAGGCUGUUGUGGAUGCUGUCUUGGCCAUUCAUCGUGAAAAUGAGCCUAUUGAUCUUCAUAUGGUUGAAAUUAUGAAGAUGCAGCAUCGUUCUGAGACAGAAUCUAGACUUGUUCGUGGUCUUGUCAUGGAUCAUGGUGCCCGUCACCCUGACAUGCCCAAGAAGAUCAAGGACGCCUUUGUCUUGACCUUGAAUGUCAGUCUUGAAUACGAGAAAUCAGAAAUCAACUCUGGUUUCUUUUAUUCUACACCUGAGCAGCGUGACAAGUUGAUUGAGAGUGAACGCAAGCAUGUUGAUGAUAAGGUGAGACGAUUAGUCGAGUUUAAGAAUGAAGUCUGUUCAGGCGAACAUGCUGGUCGUGGCUUUGUGAUUGUGAACCAAAAGGGCAUUGAUCCUCUCUCGUUGGAUUUGUUGGCUAAGCAUGGUAUUCUAGCUCUCCGUAGAGCCAAGAGAAGAAACAUGGAGCGUCUUCAAUUGGUCUGUGGUGGUGUUGCUCAGAACUCAGUAGAUGAUUUGACACCUGAAGUACUUGGUUUUGCUGGCAAUGUCUAUGAACAAGUCUUGGGUGAAGAAAAGUUUACUUUUAUUGAAGAUGUCCAAGAUCCUUACAGUGUGACUAUCUUGGUCAAGGGUCCUAACCCUCAUACGAUUGCACAAAUCAAUGAUGCUGUCCGUGAUGGUCUUCGUGCUGUCAAGAAUGCGAUUGAAGAUAAAUCAGUUGUUGCUGGUGGUGGUGCUUUUGAAGUAGCUCUUGCUCAACAUUUAGUUCAAUACAAGAAGCAAGUCAAAGGACGUGCCAAGAUGGGUGUUCAAGCCUUUGCUGAUGCUAUGAUGGUGAUUCCUAAAGUACUUGCUCAAAAUGCAGGUUUUGAUGCACAAGAUGUGAUUGUUGCCUUGCAAGAUGAACAUAUGGAUGGCCAUGUGGUUGGUGUUGAUCUAAAGACAGGUGAAACGAUGGAUCCUAAGCUUGAAGGUGUCUGGAACAAUUACCGUGUUCAUCGUCAUAUGCUUCAUUCAUGUUCUGUUAUUGCAAGCAAUCUUUUAUUGGUUGAUGAAAUGAUGCGUGCAGGCAGAACUUCAUUGAAGGGACCUCAAAUUGGAGAAUAAAAUAUUUGUAUUUUGACAGAAGGGUUACACUUAUUUUCUUGACGAUAACAAAAUCCAAACAGACACAUCUCCGAUAAUACAAGGUGAUCAUUUAACUAUCUGUUGACACACGUGCCUAUAGUCAUGAUACUAUAUACACUGUAUAUUCAUCUAAGUCUUGUAUGUAUCCUAUCUGGUGUGGAACCCUAAAUAAGGUUAAAGUUUCCAAAAGGGAAGAGGAGGGGGGUCUCUUUAUAUCAGAUAAUUAAUUUAUAAAAUAAGGGUUCAAAUCAACAUUUAAUUUUUAAAACUCAUUUUGAUACUCUUUAAAGAACGUGUUUGAAUUUCCUAUUAAUGCCUUGAAACAAUAUAUGAUGUAUUGGGA
This is a messenger RNA of Gilbertella persicaria, 2050 nucleotides long. RefSeq names its product T-complex protein 1 zeta subunit. The transcript is spliced from 5 exons. Gene Ontology annotation, biological process: protein folding. Bases 64 to 1686 code for a protein of 540 amino acids. Gene Ontology annotation, molecular function: ATP-dependent protein folding chaperone; ATP hydrolysis activity; ATP binding. Lineage: Eukaryota; Fungi; Mucoromycota; Mucoromycetes; Mucorales; Choanephoraceae. The record is from RefSeq and is a predicted model, not a curated record. Gene Ontology annotation, cellular component: chaperonin-containing T-complex.